GACUAAAAGGAAGCCCUUGCUCACCCUCCCGAGAGAAGAGCAGAGCCUCCCGUUUCCAUUGACGACAACCGCCGGUCUCUGGGUGGGUGGGUCGAGGUUAGAGGUUAAGUGGCGGGUCACGUGUCAGCUCGCCAACAUGGCGGUGCCAGGUCCUUAGGAGGAGUUUGCGUUGGCUGCUGCUAUCUCUGUCACCGACAGCUGAAAAAUCAUGCACGAGGGCAGCAAAACGAAGAAUAUGUUUUUGACUCGAGCGCUUGAGAAGAUCCUCGCCGAUAAAGACGUAAGGAAAACUCACCAUACCCAGCUCCGCAAAGCCUGCGAGGUGGCCUUGGAAGAAAUAAAAGCUGAAAUAGAAAAACAAAGUGCUGGAGAGAAAAAUGUCUCAACACUGCCAAGGGCAAACUUCAUAGAGGCUGAUAAAUACUUUCUUCCAUUUGAGUUGGCCUGCCAAUCAAAAUCCCCUCGAAUCAUCAGCACAUCUUUGGACUGCUUGCAGAAACUGAUAGCAUAUGGACAUAUCACGGGUAAUGCCCCAGACAGUUCAACUGGAAAGAGAUUGAUCGAUAGAAUUAUUGAAACCAUUUGUGGAUGUUUUCAAGGAACUCAAACAGAUGAAGGUGUUCAGCUUCAGAUAAUUAAGGCACUACUUACUGCUGUGACUUCAACUCAUAUUGAAAUCCAUGAAGGAACAAUCUUGCAGACUGUCCGGACCUGCUAUAAUAUCUACCUAGCUAGUAAAAAUCUCAUUAAUCAGACUACAGCAAAAGCUACUUUGACACAAAUGCUCAAUGUUAUAUUCACAAAGAUGGAAAACCAAAUGGUACAUGAAGCUAAAGACCAAGAGAAAGCUAGGCAACAGCAGCAACAUCAUCUCCAGCAGUCUCCUGGACCUCACAGUUUAGUUGGAUCUCCACAACUUGAUAGCAUCGAACAACGUUCUACCAGACUGGUUUCAGCAGAGACGGAAGCAGAUCAGAUAAAUACCAUGCAACAAAAAUCUCAAGAUGGUGUUGCAGAGAUGGAAAAUGGGACAACAGUAGACAAUGUAGAAGGUGACCGUGUGGAAUGUGAUCAGUCUUCACAUAUUACAGGGAAUGCAGAUGCAAGUUCAGAGGAAGAUGUGAAAGCAGAAGAUAUUGUGGGACAAAUAUUGGAGGAAGUAGUGGCCGUUGUGACUGGAGAGGCAGAAGCAAAAGACCGUGAAAAAAAAUCUAUGGAAGCAGCUUUAGAAAAUCCGGCUCCUGUUAACUGCACUGAAAGCAUUCAAACCAAUGGUAUCCCUGACGAAUCAUUACCACAGCCUGAUGGUACCACAUUAAUAGAUAGGCAAUCUGCACCCUAUAAUGUUCAGGAGUCCGAAGCUGUGGUACCACUUCCAGUCAGUACUAAAUUCUCACAUAUAUUACAGAAAGAUGCAUUUUUGGUAUUCAGAUCCCUCUGCAAGCUUUCAAUGAAGCCUUUAAGUGAUGGACCUCCAGAUCCAAAGUCCCAUGAGCUGAGGUCGAAGAUAAUUUCACUGCAGCUUCUGUUGUCAGUUCUUCAAAAUGCUGGUCCAGUCUUCAAAACAAAUGAAAUGUUCAUCAAUGCAAUUAAACAAUACCUUUGUGUGGCAUUAUCCAAAAAUGGUGUCUCCUGUGUGCCAGAUGUGUUUGAACUUUCACUGGCUAUUUUUCUUGCACUUCUCUCACACUUCAAGAUUCAUUUAAAAAUGCAAAUUGAGGUUUUCUUCAAAGAGAUUUUUCUGAAUAUUUUGGAAACGUCCACCAGUACAUUUGAGCAUAAAUGGAUGGUCAUUCAAACUCUGACCAGGAUUUGUGCAGAUGCUCAGUGUGUCGUGGAUAUUUACGUGAACUACGAUUGUGAUUUAAAUGCUGCAAACAUAUUUGAACGUCUUGUGAAUGAUUUGUCGAAAAUUGCUCAGGGACGAAGUGGUCAGGAACUGGGGAUGACACCUCUACAGGAACUGAGUCUGAGGAAGAAAGGACUGGAAUGUUUAGUUUCUGUCCUAAAAUGCAUGGUUGAGUGGAGUAAAGAUUUAUACAUAAAUCCAAACCUUCAGACAAAUCUUGGUCAAGAGAAGUCAUCCGAGCAAGAGAACUGUGAAGGUAAACAUUUGGAAACUACACGCCGACGAGGGAGUACAAAUUCCUUUGACUCCACAAUAUCAUCAGGUAUUGGGAGUAUCAGUGCGCAGACAUGUUCAGCAGACGAUCCUGAGCAAUUUGAAGUCCUGAAACAACAGAAGGAUAUUAUAGAACAAGGGAUAGAUCUGUUCAACAGAAAGCCAAAGAAAGGUGUGCAGUACUUGCAAGACCAAGGAAUGUUGGGCACAACAGCUGAAGACAUAGCACAAUUUCUACAACAAGAAGAAAGAUUAGAUUCGAGUCAAGUGGGUGAAUUCCUAGGAGAGAAUAGUAAGUUCAACAAAGAAGUGAUGUAUGCUUAUGUUGAUCAACUGGACUUCUGUGAGAAGGAUUUUGUCUCAGCACUUCGUAUAUAUCUUGAAGGCUUUCGUCUGCCUGGGGAAGCGCAGAAAAUUGACCGACUCAUGGAAAAGUUUGCAGCAAGAUAUUUGGAAUGUAAUCAAGGACAGAUACUAUUUGCAAGUGCUGAUUCGGCAUAUGUCCUGGCCUACUCUAUUAUAAUGCUGACAACAGAUCUGCACAGUCCUCAGGUAAAGAACAAAAUGACAAAAGAACAGUACAUAAAAAUGAAUCGUGGGAUCCAUGACAACAAAGAUUUGCCAGAGGAAUACCUGUCUUCCAUUUAUGAUGAGAUUGCAGGGAAAAAAAUUGCCAUGAAAGAGACUAAAGAAUUUUCAGUCACACCAAAGUCUACCAAACCAAGUGUAGCCACUGAAAAACAGCGAAGACUUCUAUAUAAUCUUGAGAUGGAGCAAAUGGCAAAAACUGCAAAAGUCCUGAUGGAGGCCGUUAGUCAUGCACAAGCACCAUUUACAAGUGCUACACAUCUUGAACAUGUCAGACCAAUGUUUAAACUGGCAUGGACACCACUUUUAGCAGCAUUCAGUGUUGGCUUGCAAGACUGUGAUGAUCCUGAUGUUGCCUUUCUUUGCCUGGAAGGCAUCAGAUGUGCUAUUAGGAUAGCCUGCAUUUUUAGCAUGCAGAUUGAACGAGAUGCCUAUGUUCAAGCUCUGGCCCGUUUUACGCUAUUGACAGCAAGUUCUGGCAUCACAGAAAUGAAGCAGAAGAAUAUAGAUACUAUUAAGACACUUAUUACUGUGGCUCACACGGAUGGUAAUUACCUUGGAAAUUCUUGGCAUGAGAUAUUGAAGUGCAUUAGCCAGCUGGAGCUGGCACAGUUGAUAGGCACAGGGGUCAAGACUAAAUAUGUUUCUGCUUCUCUGCGAGCUAAAGAUGGAUUCACUACAAGUUCUGGAACUGGAGGAGAAGAAUUCUUAGGACUAGGUACCUUUGGCACUAUGGAUAAAAAACACAUAGCCAGUAUUCAGGAAUCUGUGGGCGAGACCAGCUCUCAGAGUGUAGUUGUGGCAGUGGAUCGGAUAUUUACUGGAUCAACAAGACUCGAUGGAAAUGCUAUUGUUGAUUUUGUACAUUGGCUGUGCGCUGUGUCUAUGGAUGAAUUGGGUUCACCUCACCAUCCACGCAUGUUCAGUCUUCAAAAGAUUGUGGAAAUUUCAUACUAUAACAUGGGUCGAAUCAGGCUUCAGUGGUCAAGAAUUUGGGAAGUGAUUGGAGACCAUUUUAAUAAGGUUGGAUGCAAUCCAAAUGAGGAUGUUGCCAUUUUUGCUGUUGACUCUUUAAGACAACUGUCAAUGAAAUUUUUGGAGAAGGGAGAGUUGGCAAACUUUCGGUUCCAAAAGGAUUUCUUGAGACCAUUUGAGCACAUAAUGAAGAGGAACAGGUCACCAACGAUAAAGGACAUGGUCAUUCGGUGCAUUGCGCAGAUGGUAAAUUCACAGGCUUCAAAUAUUCGUUCAGGAUGGAAAAAUAUUUUCUCCGUAUUCCACCAAGCUGCUUCAGACCACGAUGAACCGAUUGUGGAGUUGGCGUUCCAGACUACUGGGCACAUUAUCUUGGAUGUUUUUAAGAAGCACUUUGCGGCAGCCAUUGAUUCAUUCCAGGAUGCUGUGAAAUGUUUGGCGGAGUUUGCUUGUAAUGCUGCAUUUCCUGACACCUGCAUGGAGGCUAUCCGACUUAUUCGACACUGUGCAACAUGUGUAUCUGAGCGACCACAAGCACUGAAGGAAUACACCAGCGAUGACAUGAAUGUUGCUCCUGGAGAUAGAGUAUGGGUUCGAGGAUGGUUUCCAAUUUUGUUUGAGCUUUCCUGUAUUAUUAAUCGUUGUAAAUUGGAUGUCCGUACAAGAGGACUUACUGUGAUGUUUGAAAUCAUUAAAAGCUAUGGCCAAACAUUUGAGGAACACUGGUGGCAAGAUCUAUUUAGGAUUAUCUUUCGGAUAUUUGAUAACAUGAAACUUCCGGAGCAGCAAACUGAAAAGUCCGAAUGGAUGACAACUACAUGUAAUCAUGCACUUUAUGCUAUUUGUGAUGUUUUUACACAAUUCUAUGAAGUUUUAAAUCAUGUCCUAUUGGAUGAUAUAUUUGCUCAGCUACAUUGGUGUGUACAGCAAGAUAAUGAACAACUUGCCCGAUCAGGAACAAAUUGUUUAGAAAAUGUGGUCAUACACACUGGUCACAAAUUCAGUCCUUUAGUCUGGGAUAAAACGUGUGCUUGCAUGCUGGGCAUUUUCAAGACCACUAUUCCCCAUGCCCUUUUAGCAUGGCGACCCAUGGGCAUGGAAGAAGAAUCUUCUGAGAAGAAUUCAGACUUAGAAGUUGACCGUCAAUCAGUCUGCAGUACAGAGCGAAACCUUUCUGAAAAAGGUCAAAGCCAGGUAUCUAACACUAGUGAUGAAAUGUGGAAGAAUAGACCACAUGCAAAAAUAUCUGAUCAGAAACUCUUUGCUGCCCUCCUCAUCAAGUGUGUCGUGCAGCUGGAAUUAAUCCAAACAAUAGACAACAUUGUGUUCUUUCCAGCAACAAGCAAAAAGGAAGAUGCUGAAACUAUGGCAGCCGUACAGAAGGAUUCAAUUGAUGCUGACAUUCAUAUAGAUACUCGAGACCAAGGAAUGUAUCGAUAUAUGACUUCACAGCAGCUUUUUAAACUCCUGGAUUGUCUAUUGGAAUCUCAUGCAUUUGCAAAGGCUUUCAACUCAAAUAAUGAACAGAGGACAACAUUAUGGAGAGCAGGAUUUAAGGGCAAAUCUAAGCCUAAUCUUUUAAAGCAGGAAACCAGCAGUCUUGCCUGUUGUCUUCGUAUACUCUUCCGUAUGUACACAGAUGAAAAUCGGCAGGAUUCUUGGGACCAAAUUCAGAAACGACUAUUGAAGGUUUGCAGCGAGGCCCUUGCCUACUUCAUAACACUGACGUCUGAAAGUCACCGUGAAGCGUGGACAAACUUGUUACUGCUUUUCCUCACAAAGACUCUCAAAACUAGUGAUGAAAAGUUUAAGAUCCAUGCAUCAGCAUACUAUCCAUACUUGUGUGAAAUUGUACAGUUUGACCUCAUCCCUGAACUGAGAGCAGUUUUACGCAAGUUCUUCCUACGCAUCGGCUUUGUAUUUCAAAUCUGUUGUUCAGAGGAUCAGCCACAAGAAGAUACUACAUAACAAAAAAUCAGCAUGCAUUUCUACUCUAAGUCUGUAAAUUGAGCCUCUGUAAAUGUAAAUGUAUUACCUGUUGUAGUCAAAGAAAAUAUUAACUUUUGGAGCUAUUUUUGAACAUUAUAUUAGAUAAGCCCAACAUCAGUGAUGUGUAGCUUGUAUAAUUUCCUGACUCCUUGUGUAUUUCUAUAGUUUGUUUUUUUACUUCUGUUUGUCUUAAAGGAAUGUCUGCUUUGUUUCUACUAUGUCUUUAAAAUACCCACUUAACCAUUUCAGGGACUUCAAAUUGUUAUGUAUGCCAAUAUUAUGGGACACAAAUAUUUACUGUUUUAAGACAGUAGAGGUAAAUAUAUUGUUGGACACGGUACAGUGUAAAAUGAAGUCUUUAAUAUCACAAAAAUGUAAUGGUUUCAGUGCUUUUAAUUAGUAACUGUUCAACCAAGAAAUCUAUAAUUUUGAAUUACAGUUGUGAUGUGCCAGAAGCACAAUAACAUUAUUUGCUUAUUGUGAGAAUGUUGGUAAUUGAAAGGUGCAGAGAAUUUGAGACAAAAAUGGCAAUUUUCAAUAUUUCCUCAUUGUACAAUUUUAGUUUUGUUUUGAGUGAAUGUGGUGAAGCUCAGAUGUUUUGAUUUCUGCUUGCAGAGAUGCUUUGGAGUUUACACAUUCCAUUCCCCCCUUUAAAUUAUGACAAUAGAUCUUAGAAAAGCACAAUUAUAAAUUUGCAGUAAGGGAACAAUAUUAAUACCUUUUGAGAAUGAAGCUUGAUUUCAACUUGGCUAUUCUAGGACAGGGAAAGGAACUUUACAAUAUACAGAUUAUACAAAAUCUGUCCCAUCUGGCAAAAUUUCUUAACUGUGUUGCUCUGAAUAGCCAGGGAAAUACAAUCCUAUUUUUAUCUCUUAACGAAGGGUCCCUGAAUCCUGUAGCACCUCCAGGCCAAAUCCUGCAGUAUGAAUGUUCGUUGUGUCUCGAACCUAUAGGAUUUGUCAAUAUCUCAAUGUAAUUAUUUUCAUAAAACUAUACAAAAGCUGUGCUUUAUGCUCGUUAGGGAAACUACAUGUUUAACCAAUGAAAAAAGUUAGUUGUGCUUAGUCUCUGCUCCCUCACAACAAUUAUUACUUAAGACAUAGCCUGACUUUGCGCAAUAUAUUAACUAGCAACUAGAUAUUAAGCAGUAUAUAACAAGUAACUAGUAGAUCAAUAUCUUAUGUUCUGAAUUGUAAUUUUGUUCACUGACACUAAUGUACAUGCCUCCACUGAUGGGUAGCUUGUUGAUUUCCUUGGAUUUCAUGUCCCACAAUUUAUCUGUUAAAGUCCUGUGAAUUUCUUAAAAACAUGUUUUGAGCAGAUUUUGAUGGGUCCUUUUAAUACUGCUGUGACCUAAUCAUAAAGUGCAGGUGUUAGAAAGCCUGUAACAAAUUUAACAAAUUUGCAGCAUUUAACAAAUCUGGCAAAUUUACAUUGGGCUUGCUGCAAUCUUGAGACCUGUGUUUUGGGAACUGACCAUGUAGAAACUUCACUGGUGCCACGCCCUAUACAAACUGCAUGUAAAACAGACACUUGAUACUUACUACAAUUUAAACUGUAUGCAAAUUUGGUUUAAAAAAAACUAUUAAGCACUGGCAUAGGAAUGAUGGUAAGAAGAUAAAAGGCAUUUGACUUAAUUAUUAGUAUCAGUUGAUCAGAUAGUGGUUUCAGUAUGUUUACAUUAGAGAUAACUUGAAAGAAAAUAAAGAAAAUCCAUGGUGAUUGACUUCCUGUGAAGUGUGAAUUCCCACAAGCCUUUCUCUUGUUUCCGUUUACGCCAGUAUCAGUAACAUGCCAAUCUCUUCAAAAGCAAAGAACCAUUUUUAUAAAAGCAGUAAAUGAUGUAAAAUGCUUACCUAAAAGGUUGUUUAAUUUAUAUCUUAAGUGCAAGGAAGUAUUCUAUUUAUACGCAGAAUAGCGACUCUUUAUUGAAGUCUUGAAAAUAUUGAUUUGCUCGAAGAUUUGUUUUAGCACCAAUGAUCUUAGUCGAGAAGUGUGAAGUCAUACUGAAGUGCAGUUGCACAAGCACUAUUUGCACUUUGACUGAGAGCCAUUACAAAUAUGUGAAACAACUCAGUGGUCAUCAGAUUAUUUGACCAUGAUGAGUAUUGUAAUCAAGCUAGAAACAAUGUUGUCACUGCCCUGGCUGAGAGCACACUUCUUGUGGAUUGAAGAUUCAAUCUGGGAUUUCCUGGUCGUCUUUUAUCUCUGAUCUUUUGAGACAGCUGUGGUGUAAACAUAUAUAAAUUGACACUGUUGCUUCAAUGAUUCACCAAGUAUAACUUGGACAAGCCACCAAGCUGAAAAUUUUAUUGCAAUAAAUGUGUAUAAUAAUUCAAAUGUUGUUAUUUACCAGAUAUUUGAGCAGUUCCUAGCUGGCUGUAACACCUCAGGAUAAGCUUGACCGCUCCAUGUUGUCUGGAUUUACAUUUAACACAGUGAGAUUGUUAGGAUAGUUUUAACUUAUGACUAUGUGUUUGCUGAUUGAACGUGCUCUGUGUUGAUGAGUGAGGACAUCAACACAAAAAUGAAGAUUGUGAUGUAAUAGAAAGGUUUUCUAAGUCAAUAGGUCUAAGAAAUAAUGAUAAAAUGUCUCAAAUUAUAUGGGAAUUAAAUGGGUAUUUUAAAUGGCUUCAUUUGUCAUAUGUGCUGUUGGCUUGACCAUCAAUGCAAAUUCUUCUAUAUAGUAACUUUCUAAAACACCAUGUCAAAAAUUAUACUUCCAAAUUGUCUAAAGGUAAAAAUGAAAGAUUGUGCUGUAGUACUAAAUUUAUUUUCCACAGAAUAUACAUAAAUACAAUCAACAUUAGAGUUCGUCAUCGAAUUUUUGCUUAGCUAAAAUCCUGCUACUUUUUUCCUGAUUCUUGCUUUGUUUGACUUUGUUUUAAUGGUAUGGGUAGUGGCCACAUAAUUUGUUUUUCUUUUAAUAAUCAGGUAAUUUAGAUAUGAAUGUAAUGAUUGACUGAAAAUGGCAGCAGUACAUUCAAUAAUUCUGUUCAAUUUUAUACUUGCGUGGUAUGUCUAGCAAUGACAUUUAUAACCAAUGGAAAAGCUUUUACCAUGUAAAUGUGCAGGCUUAUUUGCUUAUAGUUCGAGAAUUAGUUUGUUAACGAGUUCCAUGAGCCUUUUUUUACCCCAAUUCCUGCAAUUGGUUCACUUAAACAACUUAUGAACUUUGUAAGCACUAGAAUAGCAUGCUGACUUGCAAUAUCUUGCAAAAAUGUAGCUACUGCUGCUAGUCUCGUGCGAUCGUGGUAGGCAUGCGAUGCUCACCACCUGCAGUGUAACCACCUGAAUAAGCCCCAGUUUUCACUUAGAAAGAUUAACACUAAUGCAGCCAGGCGUGCUUUAAUUUUUUAUGUCGAUUUGUCUCAUUGGCUUUUCUUAAUCAGCAAAAUUGUUUGCAGAACUUGCUGUUUGUUAUGGAAAAUGAGGUGUUGCUGCCUAUUCACCAUGCUGUUGGAUGGUGGAGCCAUCGUUCCUCAUUUUCAGUACUGUUCUGAGGCUAUUGGAGAUGCAAUGUAACCUCAGCCAGGCACCAAGUACUUUGACCUCUGGAUAAAACAUAUUAGCACUUUCAUGAUUUGAUUGUCUAGUGGUACUUAUGCAAUCAUAGUCUCCAACUGAAUGAACACUGGCUAUAUUUUGUUUAUAAUUUAGUUUUGAAUGUGAGUUCAAGUAUUCUGUGCAACCAAAGCAGGAUAAAAUGAUGAACAUGUGACAGUUGCAUUUCAUGUGAAUGUACUCUUGUAUCAUAGGUUGUUACCAUGGUCUCCUUGUGUAUUCUCGCCAGCAAAUGACAUUUUGUACAUUGAUCGAGCAUCAUUGCAUUAAUCAGUGUUGCAUUUGUUGCUCCUCACUGCUCCUCACUGCUCCUAAAGACAUUAAUAGUUGCCUCUUGUAGCUCAAAGUGGGUGAUGUGAAAUCAUAAGUGUUAUUCCAGUCCUCACCAAUAUGUGUAUCUGUGACUUUUCAAGGUGGGAUCACUGAAUCGUGAUCCAGGCCAGGGUCUCUUUCUUUCCCUAUCCAACAACUACAAUAAGCCCCUUGACUGUCUGCAGUUGUGAUCACCUAACUUUUUAAUAAAAACAGAACCUUGCUAUUUUACAUGACUUAGUACCAGACCAGGUAAUGUCUUUUCAAUGAGUCCUCAGGCACGACUCUUCUCAGGUUAUUUCAUUUGAGAAUUCCCAUUUGAAGAAAUAGCACAUUCCAGGCUGUAAUGUCAAAAGAAAUCUUUGCCACCCUAAUUUAAAUAAGUUUGAUUGCUUGGAUUAAAUUUUUAAUUUGGAAUUGUAGUCAUGUAGUAUGAAUUCAUAUGCUAGAUGAAUAGUUAUUUUUCUGGCACCAUUGAAAGUAUAAAAAGAGCGCUUUAGUUAUUACCCCAGAAAUUCAGUUAAUGGAAACAAUAUGUCCAUGGUGUAAAUUAAAAAGAAUAACUAAAUCCUGAAAAUUUGAACUGAUAAUUACCGUAUCCAAUCGUAACUCCAUUUUGAUGUACUAUUUGGACUGCUCGUAUGCAGAAUGUUACGUUUACAUAUUUAAGUUCCAAUACGUUUAUGGAGACGAUGUAAAAGUAAUUAUUCAUAGGUUUUACGAAUGAUAUAUAUAACUGUGAAGUGCAUUUAAAAAUACAUUAUAAUUUAAAAGCAUUCUUUGCCACUGUGGAUGUAUAAAUAUUUUGGAAAAACAGAUCAAAUAUAUAAGAAAUAACUAUUGUAAAGUUUUCUAUUUCAAAAUAUUCUGUAUAAUACUAAUUGGAAUAAGAUAAUCCAUUAAUAAAUCAAUGAGGUUUUACACCUAAGUUGCUCACUACAGUUGAUGAAAACUCAAUUAUUUGCACUAGUGUGCUUCUAAGUGUAUGUGAUAAGAUGAUUUAUGUGACAGAUUAUAAAGUUAUUGCCGAUUCCA
Molecule: messenger RNA, 10585 nt
Organism: Rhincodon typus (whale shark)
Lineage: Eukaryota; Metazoa; Chordata; Chondrichthyes; Orectolobiformes; Rhincodontidae
Product: brefeldin A-inhibited guanine nucleotide-exchange protein 2
Exons: 39
Coding region: 209-5653 (1814 amino acids)
Biological process (GO): regulation of ARF protein signal transduction
Molecular function (GO): guanyl-nucleotide exchange factor activity
Source: RefSeq, a predicted model, not a curated record